UGGGUAUGUGCAGAGAUCAGCCCAUGGAUAUCCAUCCAUGGAUACCGGGUAUAUGUACUUGGCGGCUGUCGAACAGCUGACAAGAGACCUUAACGACAUCUGGACAUCUGGGCAUCUGGAUCUCUUAUGAAGUACUUAGGUACAUAUCGAUACUACCAACUUGAACUUCAACCACAUUCUUUAAAAUUCCGACUCCAAGAUUCAACUGUCAACGCUCAACAUUCUCGUCAUCCGAUCUAACUAUAUUAAAUGAACCUCAGCUAUCAUGGCAGAGAUGACACGACCAACUGUUCCAGCAAAACUUCCAAGCCUUGUCAAGGCAGCUUUUGAUAAAGCACGGCUUUCUGGUGACUUAACGUACUACCCGACCCAAGUCGCUGUCUUGGCACCUAAUUCUAUCCCAUUUCAGCUUCGUUUCUCGCCAGCCUUGGCAUCAAAACCCAAAGCUCCCAAGCCGAAAGAGCCGAAUGGGAAACCAUUCAAUCCUUUCGAAAGUCCCCUACCCGCCAUGCUUAUCGCUGAUUUUCCGCCGUCUCACCGACUUGUCUUGAACAAGUUCGCUGUUGUACCUGAACACUUCCUCCUAGUCACCAAGGAGGUUAAGCCCCAGACCCACGUGCUGGAAAUUGAUGACAUAGCUGCGACUUUUGCUUGUAUUCAAGCCUACCGAGUAGAGGGCCAGGAGCUAUUCGCUUUUUUCAAUUCAGGGCCAAAUUCCGGUGCUAGUCAGCCACACCGACAUCUGCAGCUGCUACCUGUCCAGUCUAUGAGGGAUGGACUGGAAAAUGUAAAUCAGGGCAACGAUUGGAGUGUACUGGCAGACAGGCUCAGUGAGUCUGGCAAUGCACUGCCAUUUCAAGUCUUUACCACAAGCAUGCGUCCAAACAUGACCGCGGAAGAGAGGCAUAGCGCGUAUUUGAGCCUGUAUAGAUGUGCCGUCAAGGCCGUCUUUCCGCAAAGUGAAGCGCGUAGCGAGGAGGCUGAGAUUAGUUAUAAUUUUACAAUGACCAGCCAAUCGAUGGCCCUAUGCCCGAGAAUGGCAGAGGGUACAAUGAUCAAAGACAAGUUCGGCAAGGACAUCGGCGUCGUAUCACUAAAUGGAACUGUUUUGGCCGGCACCGCUCUCGUCAAGAAUGAAGCCGAAUGGAAUGCUUUACGAGAAGAUCCCAAUAUGUUGCUCGGCGUUCUCAAGGGCAUUGGCCUACCAUCCUAAUAACAGAUGUUAAGAAAAGCUCAGCUGGAAAUAACAUGAGAAGCUACUAGCUACUCAUGCAAAAAUAGCGAUAGCUGUGAGAUCCUGACGCUACAUGGUCAUGAACAUUGCCUAUUGCAAGGCUCUAUUAUUAUCCUUAUCAUACAAACAUACACGCUCUCAAGGCCAACACACAGACUUUAACCAAUUCGUUCAUAUCAGUCGAGCGUAAGCCAUUCAAGCUCAUUUGCAAU
This is a messenger RNA of Hypoxylon fragiforme, 1446 nucleotides long. RefSeq names its product HIT-like protein. Lineage: Eukaryota; Fungi; Ascomycota; Sordariomycetes; Xylariales; Hypoxylaceae. The coding region runs from base 266 to 1213 and encodes 315 amino acids. Gene Ontology annotation, biological process: nucleotide metabolic process. The transcript is spliced from 3 exons. The record is from RefSeq and is a predicted model, not a curated record. Gene Ontology annotation, molecular function: ATP binding; ATP:ADP adenylyltransferase activity.